This is a messenger RNA of Pecten maximus, 587 nucleotides long. RefSeq lists its product as uncharacterized. Gene Ontology annotation, biological process: positive regulation of voltage-gated potassium channel activity; sleep; regulation of synaptic transmission, cholinergic. Bases 84 to 503 code for a protein of 139 amino acids. The record is from RefSeq and is a predicted model, not a curated record. Lineage: Eukaryota; Metazoa; Mollusca; Bivalvia; Pectinida; Pectinidae. The transcript has 3 exons.
GUUUGGGUGUUGUGUAGGGGUGUGAAACGUUUACAUUGAGGCUAGGUAGUGUACAAGGACGUCCAGUAUUGCCUACUGUUUUGAUGAGCAGAAUGAGGAUUGUAUUAACUGUUUUUGUUAUGUCAACAUUCUGCUACAGAAUCUGCACGAGCACGGUGUGUUGGGAAUGUAACUCCGUGGAUUCUGAGUGGUGCACGGAACAUUUUGUCGGGAAGGAUCUUUCCCCUUACACCGCCCAAAUCGUCAACUGUACCGGCAGAUGUAUGAAACUCGUCGCUCUAGUGGAUGCUAAACAAAGGUUCUACGUGAGGACGUGUGACGUAACAGAUGGUGUCCCUGGCACGUGCCAAACCGGAAGUCAUGUGUUGGGAAUUCCCAGGAGUAUGAUUUGUGUCUGUCAGUCCGACCGAUGUAACCAGGCACCGAAUCAGUAUAACGGACGAACAGACACCCUUCUUAGAAUUAUCUUUGGAAUUGUUGUUUGGUGGAUGAAUCUGACUUGACAAGUGAUGCGAUUCCAUGUAAUGUGUUUGUCUUAUUUAUGUUUAUAUACACAUUGUUAAAAUUAAACAUUUUUUUUAUUAUCA